Messenger RNA from Phyllotreta striolata, 1333 nucleotides. The record is from the annotation of a GenBank genome assembly. Lineage: Eukaryota; Metazoa; Arthropoda; Insecta; Coleoptera; Chrysomelidae.
AAGAAAAACAACCUAUAAAAAAGUGGUUAUUAAAAAUAUGAUAAAUUUAAUUUAUAUAAUAUUUUAAAUGAAACUAAAACUAGAAUAUAUUUAUGUCGCAGCUAUUGUAAUCAGCAUUUUACAACUGAUAGUAUUUUUCACGAAUCUGGAAUACGAUGUUGAAGGAUGGGGUAAAAACUCACUUAGAAACCUCAGUAACUACGUGUCCGAAGUAAACUUUCAAAUAAUCCCCUAUGACUUUUGUCAAAAACCUGGGAUGCUCCUAAUAUUCGUGUGUUCUGCCCCUCAAAACGCAGAAGCUCGUCAAGCUGUAAGAGAAACAUGGGGCAGCAACAAAGUAGUUUUAAACGAAAAUGUAGAACUGUUAUUUUUCCUUGGAAACUCCUUAAAUGCAUCCGUCCAAGAGGCUGUUUUAAUUGAAAGCGAAAAAUUCAACGACAUUAUUCAAGCCGAUUUCAGCGACUCCUAUUAUAAUCUGACCAUUAAAUCUACCUUAAUGCUGCAGCUAGUCUCCAAUAAGUGCCUAGAUAAAUAUAAGUUUUUCUUCAAAAUAGACGAUGACAUGUUUGUGAACUUGCCUAAGCUGGUAAAAGUGCUUAAAGAACAAAACAGUUCCGAAAAUGUACUGCUGGGGAAAAUGAUGUGCGGUACCAAACCUAUUAAGGAUCCCACAAGUAAAUGGUAUUGCCCGACGUAUAUGUAUAAUGGUACAUAUUUUCCUAAUUUCUUAUCAGGCACCGGGUACGUUAUGUCGAUGGAUGUUACAAGGAAACUGUAUAAUUCUGCUAUGACCAUUCCUUUUAUACAUUUAGAAGAUGUGUAUUUUACAGGUUUAUGUGCACAACGUUCAGGAAUAACUCCAAACACACUAUUUGAAUUUUCUACAGGAUAUGUAGAUGAUAAUUCAUGUGAUAUAAACCACUUAAUUACAAUGCAUUAUGUUACACCUGAGAAGAUGAGAAAUGUAUAUCAAAGAAUACAACAGCCGGAAUUUUUGGGAAAAUGUUCCCAGUACAAGUCGGUUUUUGAACCAAUAGCUUGGAUACGAUCAACAUUGUUUAUUCCUCCUGCUAGGUGGAAGAGAAAAAGGAUUUGUUGAAUUUUAUUCGUUUUCAUUUUGGGUAGUAUUUGAUUUUAUGUGAUAUUACUAUUUAUGUAUUAUAAGAAAGUUUCUAGGAUAAACAAGUGUUCUGUGCAUAGAUUUUGAAAUCGCACGUGUGGUAAAUUGUAGGUUUGUUUUUUUUAUUUCCAGUAUUUAAACUUUAGAAAGUAUGCGAAAGUGCCAUAAUAAACUGUUGAAUUAAGAAAAUAAAAGUAUUUCAGAAAUUUAAGA